Medioppia subpectinata is the source of this 610-nucleotide messenger RNA. The record is from the annotation of a GenBank genome assembly. NCBI's taxonomy places the organism in Eukaryota, Metazoa, Arthropoda, Arachnida, Sarcoptiformes, Oppiidae.
AUGUACUUUGUCGGUGAAAAGCUAUGUCAAUGCUGUGACAUAAGGGGGAAGAUUGACCGCACGUGUCAGAGGGGCGAACCCUUGGAGUGCGGGUCAGUUGUGCGGCUGCAACACAUGGUCACGAGUAAGAACCUCCACAGCCAUCACUUCUCGUCGCCGCUGUCCGGCAAUCAAGAGGUGAGCGCUUUUGGCGACAAGAAUGGCGAGGGAGACACCGGCGACAACUGGACGCUCGUCUGCGGCGGCGACUACUGGGAGAGGGACACAGACUUUCGGCUCAAACACGUGGACACCGAGAUGUGGCUAUCGAUGUCGGGACACACUUACGGGCGUCCGAUUCACGGCCAGAUGGAGAUCGUGGGCUCUUCACAUCCGGACUCCGCCAGCUAUUGGCGCACCAAAGAAGGCGUUUACGUGAAGCCGUCGGACGAAACGAAACUAAACUCGAAGAGCGAUGUCGAUCACGACGAGCUCUAAACCGCAUAAACAUUUAGUUAUUUAAAUUAAUUUCCAUUUUUAGUAUUUAAUUUAUAAAUUUUUUUAUAUACAUCUUCUCGCAAGUGAUUUGAGUUAUUAUUACAAUAAAAAGUAUAUAUGAACUGUUUUGAGA